AAAAAAAAAAAAAAAAAAAAAAAAAGAAACAAGCCGGGUAUGCACACGCACCAUCACAGCAAUGCCGAGCCUGACGCGUGACACACGGCGUGUUGAUCCUCUUGAAUGUCUCUUUUGCGUCCAUACCUCGACAGGUGGAUACACAUUUUGUACUGGGUGCUUUCGCAGAAAAGAUCUAAUGGCCGCCGCCUCCACCACCUCUGACUGGCCAUUGUCAAAGUACUAGUGCCACCUUCAUGAUCAUGAAGUCGAGCUAGUCCGAUAGGUGAUAGAUAUCAUAUUUUCUGAGGUUACGAGAGCAAAGGACCCUUUUCACGCUGCUUCAUGACAUAUUUCUGGGGGGCAAAUCCGUGAUUGACAUCCCGUCGACUCUGCCGAGGCCAAAAACCAUCGAGCCUGACUCACUCCGAGACGUAUACACCGUACGAGGCCCUCUUCUCGACUGAUAUCACUGUUGGAUGAUAUUUGUCGCUUUCUUCGUCUAAUUCCAUGUGACGAAUCUUUUGGUUGUUAGGAGAUAAACAACCACAAGCCUCAUGGACUCAUUCCGGUCGAUCUCCAACCGGUGAUUCUGAAGCAGCAGCCGCUGUUGGAGACCUGAUAAUAGCUAGCUAAAGUUUGGGGAGACUCAUACAAAAGCAAGCAGGCGUAUUUGUCUCAUACCCGUUCAAUUUUCUGCUCGCAUGUCGACAAUCGACUCAUUUCCAUUGCUAAGCGCUGAACACGUGAUAAUAUACCCCAUCGUGACGGUUACGGUUAUGUGUAUUGUAUAUGGCUUUUAUAUCGCACUCUUUUCUCAUUGCAUACAGCUACUUCGCCAUGGUGGAGGGUCACGUCGAUCCGUCUAUGUUUGGUCGACAGUUACUCUUUUCGCGACGUCAACGGGCAUGGUGGCUGUAGAGAUCACGAAAGUUCUUCACGAAUCUCUUGUGGAAUUCACGUCCGCAAAGGCCCGGGAGUUCGGGCCUCUUUACAAUUUUGCCAGUCACGACACGCUCAAAAAUGCUAUAUACGCAUUCGGUUCUAUCCUACCUAUCAUUGCAAAUGUAGCUGCGGAUUUCAUUCUUAUACAUAGAUGCUACGUUGUUUGGGGAUCUAAAAAACGAAUCCUCGUACCGAUGAUUGUUGCCUCGUUUGUUGUAAAUCUGAUAUCUAGCACCGGAGCGAUCGUGCAGAUCAUCGGUUUCAGGGAUUCAAGGAUUGAAUCUAACACGGCCUUAACUGGAAUUGGCGCUGAACUUGAAGCUGUAGGUUUUAUUACGAGUGCAGUCUUCAACUUGAUGUUGACCCUAUCAACCGCUGGGCGAAUAUGGUGGAUCACUCGAUGUGUUGGACCGUCGAGGACUUACUAUGUUGUGACAACUAUGAACAAGAUAAUCCUUGAAUCUGGGACGCUUUAUCCCCUCGCAAUGAUCGUACAUUUGAGCUUCACAAACGCAUUUCCUGGAGAUCAACUUCCCAUUGACACCUAUCCUCUGAUUGUCUUAGCUGCCGGCAUUACACCCACUUUGAUCGUCAUCCGCAAACGUCUCGGCAUUAGUACCCCAGAUGGUGACACUGUGACUCAGCCACCCCGAUCCAGCCAAUUUAUGACUUCAAUCCAACCAGCCGAAAGGUCAUUGCACCUUUCACGUCUUUCAGCUACCGUUGGUCGUCAUACCUCCGUGGUCGAGGCCAAUCACACCAAGACUCUUCUCAGAGCACCUCAAGCGGUGCAUGCGGUAUGACCUCCCGCGUGAAUGCGCACGUCACCGUCUCCCCCCAACUGACUUGAAUCGCUUCGUGUACUUCACAAUUAAAUUAUAGGUCUAUUGGGUAUUCGAAAAUAAUAUCCUAGUCUUCAUACGACUUCAGUUGAAGACUUCCCCCUCAUCGAUCAUCCCCCACUAUGGCCAUUGGCCAGCUCAUCAACC
This is a messenger RNA of Marasmius oreades (fairy-ring Marasmius), 1913 nucleotides long. RefSeq lists its product as uncharacterized. The coding region runs from base 684 to 1727 and encodes 347 amino acids. Lineage: Eukaryota; Fungi; Basidiomycota; Agaricomycetes; Agaricales; Marasmiaceae. The record is from RefSeq and is a predicted model, not a curated record. The transcript has 12 exons.